AUGUCGCGUCAUUUUACGCAAAUAUUUAGUAACCUAACUUUUAGUAAAAGCACCUAUGGUAUAAAUAUUCAAAGAAAAUUUCAUUUAUUUCGUAAUAAUAAAAGAUCUCAACUCAAAAUCCAAACAAGUUCAACAAGUUUUAGAUGUCUUCACGAGGAUUUAGGGUUUAUAUCAAAGCAUUAUCGGCCAAAACCUGGGGAAGUAUUGGAAUUUCUUAAUAGAAACUAUAAAUUCCCAAAACCAACUGAAUCAAAAGAUAUUUUGCUCGUCAAAUGUCCAAAGUGUCGUCCAAAAAAGAUAAAUUAUACACUCAAAAUAGACAUUCACUUUGGUACAUAUAAGUGUACGAAUUGUAUGCAUCAAGGUUUAUGGUGUGACUACGUACAUUCGAUAACCAAAACUAGCGAAUUUCAAAUUUUGGAUACUUCACAAUUAGGGUUUAAAGUUGAAAGUGAAUUUUCUAAAUCAGAAGAAGAAAUAGAAAAUUUUCCAAACAAUCUACAUAAUGAUCAAGAAAUUAUUGGUGAGUUUGUAAAUAAGCAUGGUAUAAUGAAAGAUACACUUGUUGAGUAUCAAGUAGGAAUUGGCGAAUUUGAAAGUGAUAUUCCAAACCCAGAAACCCCUUCCCAAUUAAUAAAGUGCAUAACAUUUCCGCGAAUGGCACCGAAAUUUAGCAAUGAACCAUGCGAUACAUUGAGCUCAAAGAUAACGCGAAUUAAAGCUUGCAAAGCUAAUCCUUUGGAUAGUCCGGAACUAGUUACCUAUGAUCCGGCUGAAUUUGUUCCUGGACUAUUCGGGUAUCAUCUAGCUAAAUUGGAAGAUAAUGCCAUCAUAAUUACAAGAAAUGAAUAUGAUGCGAUGGCAGCUUAUCAAGAAACAAAAAUACCAGCUGUUUGCCUUCCCACUCAAGUAAAUCAAUUACACUCUCAAGUUCUCCCUUUAUUAGAGAGAUUUUCUAAAAUAUAUGUUUGGUUAGAUGAUGAUGUGAACGGUCAAGAUUGUGCAGAAAAAUUUGUGCAAAAGUUGGGAAUUGAUCGUUGUGUAAUUGUCAACACCAAGUGCAAUUCCUAUAAUGGACCGAUCAAUGCAUAUGAAGCCUUAAAACAAGGAAGAGAUUUGAAUGAACUUCUUGAGUUAGCAAAACCAUUACAACAUGAACAAAUUCUUAAUUUUGAUGGUUUGAAAGAUGCAGUAUAUCGGGAAAUUACCAAUCCAAAUCAAGUCCGUGGAGUUUUAUCUCGUGAGUUGCCGGGUUUAAAUAAAAUUAUGAAAGGGCAUAGAUUAGGUGAAUUAACAGUAUUUACAGGUCCUACUGGAACUGGGAAGACGACCAUACUAAGUCAAAUAUCAUUAGAUUAUUGUAAAUCAGGUGUAAGCACACUAUGGGGAAGCUUUGAAAUAUCAAAUGUACGUUUAGCCAAAAAAAUGUUGACUCAAUUUGCAGGAAAAGAUUUAUCUAAACAUCCAAACGAGUUUCAUAUUUGGGCAAAACAAUUUCAACAGCUACCAAUGUAUUUUUUAAAAUUUUUUGGUAGUACCGAAAUUAAAGGUGUGAUUGAAGCUAUGGAACACGCGAUCCAUGCGUUCGAUGUUCAACAUAUAAUAAUAGAUAAUUUACAAUUUAUGACAUCAGAUCUAGGGAGACAUCAUUUAGAUAAAUUUGAAAUACAGGAUCGUGUGGUAUCUGCUUUUCGCAAGUUGGCCACCGAAAAACAUGUUCAUAUAUCAGUAGUGGUUCAUCCAAGAAAAGAAAGUAGAGAAUUAUUAGAUAUUAACUCUGUUUUUGGAACCGGAAAGAUUACACAAGAAGCGGACAAUGUCGUUAUAAUUCAAAAGGUAGAGGAAUAUAAAGAACUACCCAGGGAAUAUAAAGAAUUACCCAGAGAAUAUAAAGAACUACCCAGAGUAUAUAGUGAACCACCACAAAUAGUGAUACCAAUAGAACAACAACAAUUAAUAAGCAUGUCUUGA
Molecule: messenger RNA, 1971 nt
Organism: Diversispora eburnea
Lineage: Eukaryota; Fungi; Glomeromycota; Glomeromycetes; Diversisporales; Diversisporaceae
Source: the annotation of a GenBank genome assembly